AUGGCAUCAAUCCUUGCCAGUCAGCCUGAUUCGUUGGGCGCAAUAACGGAGGGCAAGCCUCUUACUGAAGCUCCGCAGCGACAACCGCUCCCACCAAACCCGCAAGAGUCAUAUUCAUCGCAGUCCUCCGGCAAUGCGAUCGCGUCCGGUUCUCCGCAGUACUCCUCCUUCUCGAGCUCUGAUAGCGAUGGCCCAAGCCCGCACUCAGACAGUGAUGCGGACGAGGACGCAGCUAGCGACGUGGUCGGCGUCAGUAUUGGUCCCACGCAGAGCCGCAUGAAGGCCCGCGCCACGCCCGCCGAAGAGAAAAACCGAAUCCUGGAGGACCAUGGCGGAUAUUUCACGAGGCUUCCAGAUCCAGCCGGAGAGGAUGGACUCUUCGUAUCGCAGUUGACGGCAGAGCCGGAAUCUGUGGAGUCACGUAAUAAUGAGUUGGGGGCCCAGCAGGCUUUGCCUGCCAAGCCAGCGACUCAGAGGCCUUCGGGCGCGCAUCCUAAAGCGCAUUCCUUGCCUGUGGAGCGCCGAACGCCACGCGGUCCCCACACCGACGGCACUGCGUCAGCCGCCGCGUCGCACCCUAAGGAUUCCGGUAGUUCUCAACGAUCAAGUUUUACCCGGUCUCUAUUGAAGACAUCAUUACCCCGCAGACCGCGAGCAUGGUCUGGCGAGCUCAAGAAAUUCCUUCCGGAUUUGGGCUCGCUGGCGAAGCGUCCCUCGCUCUCGUUUCGAUCGGGUAAUGCGCAAAAUCGCGCUCGUAGUCAGACCACCGAGGAAUCCUUGAAGCGGAAUUCUACGCUACGGGCGAGACGCACUUCGUCGCUGGAUCGCCGAUAUCUUUCGUCUCCUGUUACUUCUACUAACAAUGGAGUUCACCUUAACCAUGAUUCGGAUGAAGGUGAUGAUGCGCGGCAUAUUCCGGAACUGCAGUCUUUGGAGGGAAGCUCCGCUGUAAAACACUCUUUCUUGAGGCGGCCGAGUACGGGCAUGGCCAAGCGUCCUCCAAGUCUUAGACGCUCAUCCUCGGAUCAGUCGUUGUACUUGCGUGCGUCGUCUACGGCGUCCUCGUUGGAACAGCGACCGCGGUAUGAGAAUAUUCAUUCGCAAGUCAACAGCCGCUUCAAGGCGAUUAAAGACUCCCUGCAAGAUUCGAGUAGUCGGCUGCUAAGUAUGCCCACGUUGAAUCUACAGGAUAUACGUAAUGAUUGGAACUCAAGACCCUUCUUUAAUGACCUGGGAGGGUCGUUCAGUUCGGAGAAAGGUGUCCAUGGCUCGGCGCAUCGCACGGCGACCCCGCCACCUCCACCGCGAAAUAACUCGCAGUCUACACAUCCAAUGUUGGAAGAGGCCAUGUCUGAAUUGACUGGUGAUAUUGUGAUCCUGGGCGGCUACCGUGGCUCAAUUUUGCGAUCUGCUAAAGCACCUCAUCGCCAGUUGUGGGUGCCUAUGAAGGUGGGCUUGAACCUGCGAAAGGUUGACUUGGAGGUUGGUCUGACUCGGGAGGAUGAGGAGCGCAUGGAGGAGACUAUCAUCCCAUCCGGUGUUCUGUCUCAUGUUGGUCCCGUGGAUGUGUGCCGGCGAUUGAUGAAGCGACUACGAAAAUGCGAGAAUGCCGUGCGCGGUGAUCUUCGCGUAUGGGAUUAUGGUUAUGACUGGCGAUUGAGUCCAGACCUUCUUUCUCAAAGACUGAUUGAGUUCCUCGAGGGACUACCAUCGAACCGGGUCAACAGCGAAACUGGUCAAAGGCGUGGCGCUUAUGUAGUUGCCCACAGUCUCGGCGGUCUCAUCACCCGACAUGCAGUCAACCAACGUCCCGAACUCUUCGCUGGUGUUGUUUAUGCCGGUGUCCCACAGCACUGCGUCAACAUUCUUGGCCCUCUACGCAACGGUGACGAUGUCCUAUUGAGCUCCCGCGUCCUAACUGCUCAGGUCAAUUUCAGCUUCCGCACCAGCUAUGCCCUCCUCCCAGAAGACGGCCACUGCUUUAUCGACAAACAAUCCAAAGAAGAAUUCCGCGUGGACUUCUUUGACGCCCGGAACUGGGACACAUACCAUCUCUCCCCUUGCAUUAACCCAGCCAUAUCACCACCAACUACAAACCGCUUCUCUAUAAUCGGGAAACGAUUCUCCAUGGGUCCUCGCGAUGACUUCGAUACUUCCCAAAUCCAGGAAAUAGAUUUCAGCAACCAACCCACACCCAGAACCACCGACGAGGAUCUCUCGACCAACGGUUGCUCUACUACAGAAUCCCAGUCACCAACCAGCACCACCGAUAAGAUCCAGGAGCAUAUCAAUAACCCUGUUGAUGGUAUCGUCGGUCCAGUACAGAACCCGCGUGGUAGUGCUGGAACAUCCAAUGCUUCCACUGCUUGCACGAUUCCUCGACCUGUCGCCUUCGAGUACCUGCAGCGCACACUGGCAGAGGUUAAGCAGUUCAAAUCAGAGCUGAAUUUCCUGCCUUCCCAUCAAUCCGAGAAUCGGUACCCACCUGCAGCGGUAAUCUACGGGAAGAGUGUACCUACAUUAUACGGAGCUCGAGUCAUUUCGCGUGAUGCUAUCAAGCAAAAUGAUGCCUACGAUGACCUGGCCUUUGCUGCUGGUGAUGGUGUCUGUCUUGCUUCGGCGGCGAUGUUACCCCCUGGAUACCGAGUUAUCAAGGGUGGAUUGGUGAAGAGUGACCGUGGCCACGUUGGACUUCUCGGUGAUCUUGAAGGUGUGGGACAGUGCUUACGAGCUAUUGUUCGUGGUCGAAGAGAGGGUGUUGGUCUUGGUGCUUAG
This is a messenger RNA of Penicillium malachiteum, 2775 nucleotides long. RefSeq lists its product as uncharacterized. The coding region runs from base 1 to 2775 and encodes 924 amino acids. The transcript has a single exon. The record is from RefSeq and is a predicted model, not a curated record. Gene Ontology annotation, molecular function: triacylglycerol lipase activity. NCBI's taxonomy places the organism in Eukaryota, Fungi, Ascomycota, Eurotiomycetes, Eurotiales, Aspergillaceae.